Messenger RNA from Drosophila grimshawi, 1801 nucleotides. RefSeq names its product protein AAR2 homolog. The record is from RefSeq and is a predicted model, not a curated record. Gene Ontology annotation, biological process: spliceosomal tri-snRNP complex assembly. Lineage: Eukaryota; Metazoa; Arthropoda; Insecta; Diptera; Drosophilidae. Bases 205 to 1341 code for a protein of 378 amino acids. The transcript is spliced from 2 exons.
GAGGCUCAAAAUACUCAAUUACGACUCCCGUAGUUUCAUAUUUUGGUAUACGCCUAGAAGUGAUCGGUCGCUGACUUUGAAAAGCGAUUCAAUUGAGUUUGUUCAGCAAUGAGCGACUAACAACAAUGAAUGCAAACGAUUACCACAAACAACAAUAACACAACUAAGAUUGCUUGAGUAAGUUAUUAAGCAAAAGCAUACAAAAUGAACAAGGACAAUUCUCCCAUGCAAAUGGAUAACGAGUUGGCGAUACGACUGCUCGCAGAUGGCGCCGUACUGGUCAUAGCUGGUGUUCCUGUGGGCACUGAAUUUGGCGUCGAUUUGUGCUCCUAUACAAUCGGCCCGGACUUUCGGGGUGUCAAGAUGAUACCGCCUGGCGUACACUAUGUGUGGUGUGCUUCUCGUGGACCAUAUGGCGAUGUGGCGCCACGUGUUGGAUUCGUCCACUUCUUUCACCCAAAUGAGGUUCUCGUACGCGAAUGGGAUAGUGACCGGGAGGAGCUGCGUCCACGUCAGACCGCCGAUCCGGAGCUGGAGCGUGAGCGCAUACGCAAGAACCUGGCGCAACUGGAGCGCGUCCUGGCCCCAUACGACUAUCGCUAUGUGUGCCAGUGGAAGGAUCUGACGGGCAGCGUAACGGAGCCAUGCGUCAGCCGCUGCCGCCCCGAACUGGGCACAAUACGCACCAAUAUCGAGCUGCAAUCCUGCACGGAUGCCGAUCGGCCACGAGGCAGCGCCGACAGCAGCAUCAACAGACGCAACAGAGCGGCGAAGCUGCUGCUGGAUGAAAGUGAAAUGCUACCGCAUCUAAAGCCCGUGGCGGGCACUGCACCACGUUUCAGUGUGGUGCCAUCGCGUGUGCCAACAAAUGCACCGCCAGCAGAUCUAUCGCGGCAUGCCAUUGACUGCAUAGCAGCUGUAGACACGCUCUUCGCCGACUUUGACAACAAUCCGGAUGCACUAAUUGAGGAACUGCAGCUGGCAUUUGUGUUCUUUUUGGUUGGCUACUCGGUGGAAUCGUUGGACCACUGGCGCAAGCUGCUGGCCCUGUUGUCGCACUCGGAGACAGCAGUUGGCAAACACAAAUUGGCCUAUAUGAAAUACAGUGAAGUGCUGGCCCACCAGCUGCCCCAUCUGCCCGAGGAACUGAUGGCGCCUACCAUGCACAACACCGUCUACAAGGAUGUGCGUGAGUUGCUAGUGAAUCUAUACGCUGGCGGUCUCAUGGUCAGUGCUGAGCGGCUAAUCAAGCGUCUGGCCAAGCAGCUGGGCUGGCAUUUCGAUGGACUACUCGACGAGGAUCCCGAGGAGCAGCCAGUGAUUAUAGAGCUGUCACAGUAGGAAGUGCAGGGGUCACCUUAACGCAUCGAGUGCUGGGCACGCAAAUAUUGCCAGAGAUCUUUGGCUGUGCGUAUGCUGACCAUAAACUGGCACAUCUUGUUCUCGAUCAGGCAUAGUAUGAUAAACUUGGCCCGUUUGUCCUUCAGCAGUGACUGCAAAAAUGUCAAACUUUGACUGGACUGUCGCUACUCUGUCGUCAUUCAUACAUACAUCUUCAUUAUUCUCCGGGCCAUUCUCAACGACGCUCCAUAGAUUCUCCGACUCCAGAUAGGCACGCACCGUCAUUGACCAGGCCUUGUAGUUAUCCAGGCCUUUCAGCUUCUCAAUAUGCAGUUGCAGCGUCAUUGUUGUCUUCAGUCCGGCGACGUUUUCACAAAUAAAUCGUUAGACCUCUCGGCUCGUCCAUUUUGUGUGCUGUUCGCCCAGAUUCUCAAAUAUAGAUUAUAUGUAAGCAUUUGUA